Molecule: messenger RNA, 2223 nt
Organism: Mizuhopecten yessoensis (Yesso scallop)
Lineage: Eukaryota; Metazoa; Mollusca; Bivalvia; Pectinida; Pectinidae
Product: dnaJ homolog subfamily C member 30-like
Exons: 2
Coding region: 153-1028 (291 amino acids)
Source: RefSeq, a predicted model, not a curated record
GAACUGGAACUUGAAAUAGACCUACAAGGUGAAACUCUGGUUAAGGACUCAUGACCUCUCUAUUUACACAUGUUUGGUCUCAAGUUCCACAAAAAAGUCAGUCGUAAAGCUAGUGUAAUAAUGAACUAUGCAAGAAGUUUAGUGAAGACAACAUGACAUUUAAUGAAGACAACAUUACAACUCCUUGUCAAUGUCAGGAAAACUGGACGGACCAAAUAAUGUUAAGUUAUUUUAUAAGACAUUUAAAAGGGCAGGCAUGUUUGUGUGUCAAGCAGUCAUUCCCUAAUGCAUAUCGCCCAUCAAUUAUCGGUACUGGACACAAUGUCACACAGAGAAGAAAUAGAUCAGGUACACAUAAAAAAUUCAAACAUGAAAAGAAGGACCUUUAUGAAAUCUUGGAAUUGUCGCAAAAGGCAACAAGCGUGCAGAUCAAAGGAUCAUACUUUAGAUUGUCAAAGAAGUACCAUCCGGACAUCAACAAAAGUAAAGAUGCUGCUGUGAAAUUUGCAGAAAUUGCAGACGCUUAUGAAAUACUAGGGAAAACACAUUCAAGAAAUAUGUAUGAUAAAGGAUUGAUUGAGGAAGACGACCUGAGAAACACUGGACAUCCAGAUGGUUGGAAGGCAUACAGAAAGGGCUUCAAAAAGUAUGAUGGGCCUCCUAUGCGUGGUAGAACAACUAUCUACGAUUUUGAUGCAUGGACAAGAAAUCACUAUUCAGAGGUUUUUGAAAAGAGGAAUACUGACAAACAGAAGUUUGAGGAAUACCACCUAGAGAAACAAGAGAUGGAAGAGAGGAGUCAUCAGUGGUCUAUGCGUCCGGGGGAUCACAUGGCACUCGCGCUUUUUAUUACUGUAUUUGUUGGCAUAAUGGUACUAAUGAGUAAAGCUAGAUCAAAUUUGGCAUCAGAAUAUUUAAACUUUGAAUCAGAAGUAUUUUCAAGGAAAGAUCACAUCAAGAAAAGAAAAGCUGACCAGAUUAGACGUGGCAUAAGCAAAGAUUUAGAAACCAAUUUAGCUACGGACUGAUGUAUUUCGUUAUUAAAUGCUGUAUAUACAAAUGUAUUUAGUUUUUAUGAUAAAUUGUGCAUUAGCCAAAGCUCUAUCCUAGAUCCCAUGUUUUGGCAGAUACAUUAACAUUGUAGGUAGUUGAAGGACUUUAUUUCAUUUUACAAACAUAUCACCGGUUUUAAUCCUUUGAAAUCAUCUUUUGCUUUGAUAUUGGUAUGUUCACUGUUUGAUAUAAACAGUUCCACUGUUUUUGUACACUGUUCAAUAUCAAGUGGGUGAUAAAACAAAGCAAUGAUUUAUCAAAUCAAAUUACUGUAUUUUCUUCAUGUUUGGUGAAUUUUCAUUACAUUUGUUUAUUAAAAUUUGACUUUCCAACAACUAUUUUUAAAAAUUCAUAUGUAAUAUAAACAAACUAUAUAUUAUAUAUGUCAUGGUAGUAGGUGGAAGGGAUCAUUUAAUCUUAGGAGUGAUCCUCAAACGAAGAUGGCUAAGAGACAUCCAUCUUUAAAUUUAAGCUGAAGUUUGUUGGCACUGUUUCUCAUAAAGAAUUGGAGAUAUUGUUCUUAAAUUUUAUAGUAAGGUGCCUCAUGGUCUGUCAUUAUGCAGGUUUCCUUUCAAGACUGAUUAGAUAACCAAGAUGGCUACCAGACAUCAAUCUUUAAUAUUGACAGUUCAAAUUUAUCAAAUUUCAUUGUUGAUUUUCAUUGGUCCCGAGUUGUGCAUGCAUGUUUCAUUUUGAGACUGAUAAGAAAAACAAAUUUCCACUAGGCAGUCAUCCUGGUUUUUGGCGGUUCCAGUUUGUUAUCACUAGUUCCCAGAAAGUUCUAGACAGAUCUCUCUCAUAUUUCAAAAGUUGGGACCCUUUCUUACAAAUUAAAUCACUGUGCCAGUAAAUGCCAGAAAAUAGGUCAAACGACAAUAUGUCUUUAAACAAUAAUACAGACAAUAGUAUAAACUUUUGUUCAAAAUUACCACAUGGUACAUUGACUGUUCACGCAACUCAAUCCUACAGCUAAAAAGAUGAAUCUUACUUAGAACUAAUGAAGGUGGUGAGCUUUAAGAUUCCUCUGUGAUGAUCAUGUUUUUAGCUAAAUAAAUCCUGUUACAUUUUUUAUUGCAUGGUGCUGCGUCCGUCAGGCGUCAUUUUUUUACUUUAAACAACUUCUUCUCAGUAACCAAAAAACCUAGGGUGAUGAUAUUUGGCCAGAAGCGC